GCGGUGUCCAUCCCUUGCCGGUAUUGUUUCUGUGUCUCCGCUGCCUGUGCCGGUGCCAAGAUGCCUCUGGAGAACCUGGAGGAGGAGGGGCUGCCCAAGAACCCGGACCUCCGCAUCGCGCAGCUCAAGUUCCUGCUGAGUCUCCCCGAGCACCGCCGGGAGGUGCCGCUCCGCUCCGAGCUCAUGGAGGCGGUGACUAGUAACAACAUGGCUCCUUAUUAUGAGGGUCUGUGCAAACACCUGGACUGGACAGUGGACAUGGACCUGUUGAAUAAAAUGAAGAAGGCCAACGAGGAGGAGCUGAAGCGGCUGGACGAUGAGCUGGAAGAUGCAGAGAAGAAUCUGGGGGAGAGUGAGAUCCGGGACGCUAUGAUGGCCAGAGCAGAGUAUCUGUGUAGGAUUGGCGACAAGGAAGGGGCCCUUACUGCCUUUCGGAAGACCUAUGACAAGACUGUGGCCCUUGGGCACCGCUUGGAUAUUGUGUUUUAUCUCCUGAGGAUCGGCCUCUUCUAUAUGGACAAUGAUCUCAUUACACGGAACACCGAGAAAGCCAGAAGUCUUAUAGAAGAAGGCGGAGACUGGGACCGGCGGAAUCGCUUGAAGGUCUAUCAGGGCCUGUACUGCGUGGCUAUCAGAGACUUCAAGCAAGCAGCCGACCUCUUCCUCGAUACGGUCUCCACAUUCACCUCCUAUGAGCUGAUGGACUACAAGACCUUUGUGACAUACACGGUGUACGUCAGUAUGAUAGCACUCGACCGGCCGGACCUGAGAGAGAAGGUUAUUAAAGGGGCAGAGAUCCUAGAGGUGCUGCACAGCUUACCCACAGUCCGGCAGUAUCUGUUCUCACUGUACGAGUGUCGCUAUGGUGUCUUCUUCCAGUCCCUGGCUGCCGUGGAACAGGAGCUUAAGAAGGACUGGCUCUUUGCCUCCCACUACCGUUACUACGUGAGAGAAAUGCGGAUCCAGGCCUACGGUCAGCUUCUGGAGUCCUACCGCUCGCUAACCCUCGGCUACAUGGCCGAGGCAUUUGGUGUUGGAGUGGAGUUCAUAGACCAGGAGCUCUCCAGGUUUAUAGCGGCGGGACGGUUACACUGCAAGAUAGACAAAGUCAACGAGAUUGUAGAGACCAACAGACCCGACAGCAAGAACUGGCAGUACCAAGAGACGAUAAAGAAGGGCGACCUGUUACUGAAUAGAGUACAAAAGCUCUCCCGGGUCAUCAACAUGUAGCACCUCAGGCAGCGCUUUUGUUUUCUUUUUAUUAUUGCGGGAGAAUGGAUUGAGGUGUAGAAACCUUACUGAGCUGUGUAUAAUAUCCUGUCUUAUUACUCAGUGUUUUGUGAGAUGUGCGAAGGCAUGUAGUUAGGGGUUUUUACAGUUUUACAGAAUGUAAACAAUCCAACGAUUGCAAAAAGAAGAAAAAAAAAAUAAACAAAAAAAAAAAGGAAAAAUAUAUAUAUAAAUAAAAACAAAAAAUAAAUCUAUUCGCUUUCCCAG
Molecule: messenger RNA, 1497 nt
Organism: Xenopus tropicalis (tropical clawed frog)
Lineage: Eukaryota; Metazoa; Chordata; Amphibia; Anura; Pipidae
Gene: psmd6
Product: proteasome 26S subunit, non-ATPase 6
Source: RefSeq, marked provisional